AUGAGCUCUCAAUCUCUCCGCUCGAUAUAUCGAGCGCGGCCAGAGCUGAGGCAGGCCGGAUAUGCCCUAAGAGGCUACUUUCGCCAAUUCUCCACGACGCAAUCGCAACUUGACGAGACCCCGGCCGAUGGCAAUGCCAAACCUACAGCUCGACAGCGAACCCGCGCAGCGGCCAGCGAGAUCAAUUCCCUGCCGAGAGUCAUUGAUGUGCGGAGUCUUCCCAGAGGAGGAAUGCUUCGGGGGCGGGGCGGACUGCGAGGACGAGGCACAGGCGGGCCAAGUGCUGCAAGUGCUACCGGCGCUCCUCGAGCUGCGUCGCCGAGCGGGAACCGAUUCUCGGCCGCCAACAGGGGGAGGGGAGGUCCUGCGCCUGGCGCGGGACGGGGAGGACGAACGGCCGGACGAGGAGGAAGGCCUGGCGCGGGCAAGGGCAGGGCGGCCAAGAAGGCUGAGGGCGAGGGCGGCAACAAAGCGGCCGGUGCCGCUGGGCCGCGGGGCAAGAGGCAGGAUCCCUUUGAGAGGAUGGAUCCCCAGGAGCAGCAGUUUGACGACGCGGUGCGAUUUGGCACGCGGACCGAGUACAAGCCCUCUCUGACCAAGGAGGCCCUGUCGACGUUUGUGCCGGCAACCCCCUCUACGCCCGAGGGCCGCCUGGCCACCGUCAUGGAGAACCUCAGCAUCAUCGGCGGCAGGGCGGACCCGGUGGGCAUCCCGCAGAACCUGCAGGCGAAGACCUACGCCGACGAAGUGCAGAGCAACGGCGCGCGCUUCUUCGCCGACGUCAGGGCCCGCGAGGCGGCAGAGCAGUAUCUCCAGGACCAGCGGCGGGAGCAGCUGCUGGCGGAGGGCAAGGAGGUGCCCGCCGAGCAGCAGCCCAUCAUUCAGGACGCCGGGGAGGCUGUCAAGAAGGCCAUCUUGGACCAUGCCGUGGCGGGGAAGCACGAGACGCCGCGGUUUGCGACGGACCCCGUGGGGAUUUCGAGGGCGUGGCAUUUGCGGGCCGGGACGUACACGCAGAGGGACGUGGAGAAGUUUGAGAAGAAGCUGACGACGUUGCUGGGCGUGGGAGCAGGUGCUAAGGGGGGGAAA
Messenger RNA from Trichoderma virens Gv29-8, 1089 nucleotides. RefSeq lists its product as uncharacterized. NCBI's taxonomy places the organism in Eukaryota, Fungi, Ascomycota, Sordariomycetes, Hypocreales, Hypocreaceae. The record is from RefSeq and is a predicted model, not a curated record. The annotation marks the transcript as partial. The transcript has 2 exons.